UAGCAUUCCUUUUUUGGUCACUAUUCAGCCACGCUUCAUGUUCUUUUCUCUUUCAUGUAAUGAUUCACUAUUGCUUCUAUUGCCACCAACCCACAACAAGAACAACACUUCCAUGGCUUCACGUUCACCUAGGCUUCUAUCACUAGCAAGAAGAGCCUUUUCUUCAUCAUCAUCAUCAUCAUCAUCUUCUCAACCUAAUGCUGUUUCCUUAGUUCAAGGAGCUUCCAGAGGAAUCGGUCUUGAAUUCGUGAAGCAAUUGUUAGAGAACAAUGAUAAAGGGCAUGUUAUUGCUACUUGUCGUAAUCCAAAUGCAUCAACUGGGCUUCUCCAUUUGAAGGAUAGAUUUGAUGAUUGUCUUCAAAUUUUGCCAUUGGAUUUGACUAUUGAAAGUUCUAUUGAGGAAUCUGCAUUGUCAAUAAAAGAGACAUAUGGCCAUCUAAACCUUCUCAUAAAUGUAUCUGGAAUUUUUUCAAUACCUGGAGUAUUACAACCAGAAACCACAUUGAACAAAUUGGAGAAGUCGUCUUUAAUGCUUGCGUAUGAGGUUAAUGCCGUUGGACCUAUCUUGGUUAUCAAGCACAUGUGGCCUCUUCUAAAAGUUGGGGGUGGCAUUGGGACUGAAAGAAGUUCUGCAGUUGUUGCUAGUUUAAGUUCAAGGGUUGCAUCUAUUGGAAAUAAUCGUCUUGGUGAUUGGCAUUCGUAUCGAUCUUCAAAAACUGCUCUUAAUCAACUGUCGAAGACUAUCUCGUUGGAAUUUGCAAGGAAGAAGGAUCCAAUAAUAAGUAUUUUAUUGCAUCCUGGUACAGUUGAUACAGAUCUUACUAAGCCAUUUCAAAAAAAUAUUCCUAAAGAAAAGCUCUUAACCAAAGAGUACUCAGUUCAAAAGUUGUUACACAUCAUUAACAAUGUGAAGAGUCAGGACAAUGGAAAGUUCUUUGCUUGGGAUGGUCAAGAAAUUCCUUGGUAAUCUGUUAUAUUUAUGUUAAACAACAUAGCAUGAAAGUGCGGCAUCUGAAUCAGAGAACGCAGACUACUCAAACGAGGUUGUUAAAAUGGAGACAACUCCGAAGAAAAAAGGACAUCAUAUGAGAAAGAAUUUGCAGGCGAUGAAUAGAAUGAACAGAAUGAUAGCUUGCACCGGAGACAAUGAUAGAAACAGCUUAAAUAUAAAUAGUUAAGAAAUAAGUUAUUAUUUAGAAUGCAACCAAAUUGCCUUUGUAAAGAAUCCUAUUUAACAAAAUUCAAAAAUGAUUUACCUUA
Trifolium pratense (red clover) is the source of this 1260-nucleotide messenger RNA. Its product is annotated as C-factor-like. Lineage: Eukaryota; Viridiplantae; Streptophyta; Magnoliopsida; Fabales; Fabaceae. Bases 38 to 967 code for a protein of 309 amino acids. The record is from RefSeq and is a predicted model, not a curated record. The transcript is spliced from 7 exons.